UCUGGUCUGCUUAACGGGGUGGUUCUUCCAUAGUCAACAAUGCAAUAGCAGCUGUGUCUGCUCGGUUUAGUUCCUUGACGGUAAUGUAUCCAGCAAAAAUAAGGGAGUGGGGUGUCUCGCCGCUUCCUCCGUCUCUGCUCCCGGACGCCAAGACUGGCUGCACAGCUGCCGCCGAAUUUAAAGAGACAGGCGAUAGUUUAUUUAAAAUAUCAUAAUCAGCAACCAUUGUCUCAAAGCUUUUUUCAGAGGCUUCACUCUGACAGCGUACCAGCAGUAGUUACUUGUUGGACCGAUAAUGACUUUUAAUCAAAGUCGCAUCGAGUCGUAGCUUAUUCCCAUAAUUGUUACUUGGCUGGAUUUUCCUUAUUUUGUUUCUGGCUAACGUUAUCUACUAGCUAGCUAGCCAGCCAACUAAGGGUUGCUAGCUAGCUAGCUUCCGACGAAGGCAAGAUUUUUGUCGGCUAGCCAACAACCAGAUACCAAAGCGUAUAAUCAACCAAGUAGUGGCUGUAUGUCUGUUACUAUCUCCGGGAUCAUGGCGAAAAUUCAGGCACACAGCAACACGAAACAAAUAAACCAAAUUCAAGACAAGGCCUAUGUUGUACAAAAGCAAGUGCAACAACAGCACUUUCAAAAACUGAAGGUUGAAGAUGCCCUAUCAUACCUGGACCAAGUCAAAAUACGAUUUGGGAAUGACCCUGGAAUAUACAACAAAUUUCUUGACAUAAUGAAAGAAUUCAAAUCACAAAGCAUUGACACACCGGGUGUUAUAAACCGUGUGUCUCAGCUCUUCCAUGGCCACCCGGACCUCGUCUUAGGAUUCAAUGCCUUCCUGCCCCCAGGGUAUCGGAUAGAGAUUCCCAAGAAUGGUGUGGUUUUCCUCCAGUCCCCAUUCUCUGCCCAGGUGUCCCCAGGUCAGGGGAAGAGUAUGACAAGCCCUGCUGUGAGUGCCACAGGUUCAUCUGUUGCUGAAGUUGGAUCUGCCCAAAGUGAAGCUGUGGCAUCGCCUGAAAGCAUCUACUCAUCCUCAGGGCCCCCAGAGCCUCCCAGUAGACUGUCCUUGCCACUCCCCAGCAGAGAGAGCCCAUCCCAGCCACAGUCCUCCUCAGUGUCCCCCCCUGCCUCAGAGCCCAGCCCAGUAGAAUUUGACAGUGCUAUCAGCUAUGUCAACAAAAUCAAAAACCGCUUCCUAGACCAUCCAGAGAUCUACAGAUCCUUCCUUGAGAUACUACACACUUACCAGGUACACUGUGUCAUCAAUAUGAAAGAGCAGCUUGAGGUCAAGGAGAGCCGGGGUCAUGGUAGUAGUGGAAUGACAGAGGAUGAAGUUUUUUCAAAAGUGGCCAGCCUCUUCAAAGGCCAAGAGGACUUACUGGCUGAGUUUGGACAGUUCUUACCAGAUGCUAAGAGAUCACUGUUCACUGGCAGCUCCCUGACUGGGAAAGACCAUCUGAAGAGGGCAGAGGACGAGGACAUGAGCAAACAGAGCAAGAAGAGACCCAGGCCCAUGCUGCUGCCUCACAUGACACCGCUGCUCAAGAAAAAGAUGAAGUUUUCAUGCUCCAAAGACCAGUCCUUUGCCUCAGUUGGGAAGCAUGGAGUCUUGCGGGAGUUCACAUUUUUUGACAAGCUUCGCCGUUUCUUCAAAAGUCGGGAGGUAUACGAGAACUUCCUCCGCUGUAUUGCUUUGUUUAACCAGGAAGUGGUUUCGGGAGCAGAGCUGCUGCAGCUUGUCACUCCCUUUCUGGGGAAGUUUCCAGAGCUAUAUACCCAGUUCAAGUCUUUUCUGGGGGACAAAGAGCUCUCUCAUUCAGUGUCUGGCCUGUCAGACCGAUACAUGGAAGGAGGUGGGGGCAGGGAGGUCGACUAUGCCUCUUGCAAGCGCCUGGGAUCCAGCUACAGAGCACUACCCAAGACUUACCAGCAGCCCAAGUGCAGCGGUCGCACUGCUAUCUGCAAAGAGGUGCUGAAUGACACCUGGGUUUCUUUCCCCUCGUGGUCGGAGGACUCUACGUUUGUGAGCUCAAAGAAAACUCCAUAUGAGGAGCAGCUUCAUCGCUGUGAGGACGAAAGGUUUGAGUUGGAUGUGGUCCUGGAGACUAACCUGGCCACCAUCCGGGUCCUGGAGAGCGUUCAGAAGAAGCUGUCCCGUCUGUCGCCUGAGGACCAGGACCGCUUCCGUCUGGACGAUUGUCUGGGAGGCACCUCUGAGGUCAUCCAGCGCCGAGCCAUCUACCGUAUCUACGGCGACAAGGCCCCUGAGAUUAUAGAGGGGCUGAAGAGGAGCCCUGCUACUGCCGUGCCUGUGGUGCUCAAGAGAUUGAAAGCAAAGGAGGAGGAGUGGAGAGAAGCCCAGCAGGGCUUCAACAAGAUCUGGAGGGAGCAGUAUGAGAAGGCCUACCUCAAGUCCCUGGACCACCAGGGGGUCAACUUCAAGCAGAAUGACAUGAAGGCCCUUCGAUCCAAAAGCCUGCUCAAUGAGAUUGAAAGUGUUUAUGAUGAGCGUCAGGAGCAGAGCACAGAGGAGGGGGGCGUGGGCCAGCAGGGGCGUGACGGGAGCAGCGCGCCAGCGGUCAGCGAUCCCCACAUGGUGUUCACCUACGAGGACAAGCAGAUCCUGGAGGACGCCGCCUCUCUCAUCAUCUACCACGUCAAACGCCAGCCCACCAUCCACAAGGACGACAAGGACCACAUCAAGCGCAUCAUCCAGCACUUUGUCCCCGACCUCUUCUUCUCCCGCCGCGGCGAGCUCAGCGAGACGGAGGAUUGGACGGACGAGGAGGUGGAGGAGAGAGGAGACCGGGGAGGAGGAGGAUGUGGCAGUAUACCAGGAGCCGUAGCAACAUCAGGCAGUCAGCAACAUCAGCAUCAGCAGCAGAACGGGGAGUCGAGGCGGCGGCGCUGCGCCUCUCCCCAGACAGUGGAGCUGGGUGUAGCCUCGUCCCAUAGCCUGACUCCAGUGGGAGGGGAGAAGGUGGACCUAAGAGACCCUGAGGCAGAGCACCAGAAGGAGCUGGACGGAGUCUACAACCUGUUCUUCGUCAACAACAACUGGUACUUCUUCCUGCGGCUUCACCAGACCCUGUGCCAGCGGCUGCUGAGGGUGUACCGGCAGGCGGAGAGGCAACUGCUGGACCACCGGGCAGAGCAGAACCGUGAGAGGCUUCUAAUGGCCGAGUGCCGGGACCUGGCCAUGGAGCUCCGCCUCAAACAGCCCAGUGAGGUAGAACUGGAGGAGUACUACCCAGCGUUCCUGGAUAUGGUGCGCAGUCUUCUGGAUGGGAACCUGGAGUCCACACAGUAUGAGGACACAUUGCGGGAGAUGUUCACCAUCCACGCCUACAUUGGCUUCACCAUCGACAAGCUCAUCCAGAACAUCAUUAGACAGCUGCAGCACCUGGUGAGUGAUGAGGUGUGUCUUCAGGUGGCUGAGCUGUACCUGGCCGAGAGGAAGAGGGGCGCGGCGGGGGCUAACCUGUCGUCCCAGUGUGUGAGAACAGCCUGGGAGACCAGCUACCAGUGGAAGUCGGAGAGGGUCAUGGCUGAGGAGAACUGCUUUAAGGUAAUGUUCAUUCAGAACCAAGGCCAGGUGACCUUGACCAUUGAGCUGCUGGACACAGAGGAGGCCCAGGCUGAUGACCCAUUGGAUGUACAGUGCCUGUCCAGCUAUAUGGAACAGUUUGUAGGGACAGAGUCAACGCUUUGCUCGCAGAACAAAGGCUACUUUUUCAAACCGGUAUUUUUGCCCAGGAACCUGAGGCACUUCAGACGCUGGCAGGUGCGCCAGGUGGAGGCGAUGCGUUGCAGACGGGAGUGGCACAGACAGCUGGGAGUGGAGAGUGCUGGCAGUCUGGACUGCCGCUUUAAACUCAACACCCACAAGAUGGUGUUCGUCAUGAACUCUGAGGACUACAUGUACCGCCGGGGAGCGCUGGUCAAAGCCAGGAAGUCCCAGCACAGGGUUGCUGUGAACCAGCACGAGCGCUUUGACAAGUGGCACCAGGGCUGGCUGGUGGAGCACGUGACCCCGGCGGCCGAGCGCUCGGUCCACGACUGGCUCAUAGGUGAGGAGGAGGAGGACAUGAUCCCCUGCAAGACCACCUGCCUCAACACACAGGUCAAAGGCCUGCCUGUCAACAGAUACCAGGUGCAUUACAGUAGGAAACCUCCCUCUCCGUAGAGGCCACACACACUCACUACACACACAUGGAGAGAGACUGAGAGACAGGGGCAUCCUGGGGGAAUCCAGCAUGGAACACAGGAGAUCUUCACCUGACUCAGCCACGUUGCUUCUCUGUUCACACAGUCCGCAGUGCAAGCAGAGGGACGGGAGAUUAAAAUCAUUGAGUUUGUUUCAGAAAUGUGAAUGUCUCUUUUUCUAAGUCCGUUGUAGUUUUUAGCUUCUGAAGCCAGAGGGCCUUUGUUUGUAUAUGUUUAUACUGAAGUACUGGGAGAAAUGGUUAGAAAAAAUGUGUCAUACUCAUGUCUUUUGUACAGUAAGCUCAACUUAAGUAAUUGCAUUACUGUAUGUGCAUAUACAACUGUACACAUUUUAUAUAUGCAUUUACAUGAAUAUGAUGAAUGAAAUUGAACAUUUACAUGGAUCUAAGUGUUUGCUGGCAUCCCAAUUCUUUAUUUUUUUCGGGUCAUUUCCUUUUUGUCUUGUGACUAAUCUAAAAAUGGAUGAUUUGCCAGGGUGACGAGUGCUCACAAUUGAUUCAAUUGUGUUAAUUUUACGGAACAUUUGGAAUUAUGUAUCAUAUUCAUGAUUUCAUCAUUUUGCAUACUAAAAUAAACAAAAUCAGUGUUAAAAAAGAAUGUAUAACAUUUAUCCUGUCAGUUAUCAUGAAAAUAAACAACCUAGUUGUGAAUUCCUAAA
Oncorhynchus gorbuscha (pink salmon) is the source of this 4879-nucleotide messenger RNA. Its product is annotated as paired amphipathic helix protein Sin3b-like. The record is from RefSeq and is a predicted model, not a curated record. Gene Ontology annotation, biological process: negative regulation of transcription by RNA polymerase II. Lineage: Eukaryota; Metazoa; Chordata; Actinopteri; Salmoniformes; Salmonidae. The transcript has 19 exons. The coding region runs from base 512 to 4180 and encodes 1222 amino acids. Gene Ontology annotation, molecular function: transcription corepressor activity. Gene Ontology annotation, cellular component: chromatin.